GCGCGUAAACGUACGGCGUACGGCGCGGAGGAAGCAGUGCAGGCAACGCCCACUUCUGGUCGAGAUAUUGGCGGCGACGGCAGCGGUGAAGCAUGGCAAACCUGCAAGUCCUGUGUAGGCCCUCGGGCAUCCUGAAGCUGCUUCAGAUCGCGAUCUGCCUGACGUGCCUAGGCCUGAUCAGGCAGUACGGCCUGCAGUUCGGCACCGGCGGCUGGAUCGUCGAUGGCAGCAGCCUGGACCGCAACAUGGUGGGCGUCAUCGCCUGCGGCGGCAUGGUGCUCGUCACCACUCCGCUGCUCAUCGCGCUGGUCGCCGGCGAGAUCGCCAUCGAGAAGUCGUUCCUGGAGACGCUCUUCAACAUCGUGGGCUUCAUCAUGAUGGUCACCGCCGGCAUCAUGGCCAUCGAGAACUACCACGACAAGAGCGACAACGAAACGCGCGAUGCCGGUCUCGCCAUGGGCUCGCUGGCCAUCAUCAACGCCAUCAUCUACCUGGUGGACGCGUUCGUCGCCUUCCGCCUGAAGCGCGUCUAGGCGACUCGCAGACGUGGUGCCACCUCCGCCGCGACGGUGCUGCCACCUGGGGCGUUAGUCGCCGUUCGGCCAGAGCCGCGCAGCGCCGUCCCCCGCCGUCCGGAGCGGAUGAAAGGGCACAGACGGUCGCACCGCUUCGCUUGACGUGCUGUUCGUGGGUGUACUGAUACCGGUCACAGUACAGCUUUUCACGUGUACGCUGGUCCAAAUCUCUCGGUGGCCUUGAAUCAUGUACGCCUUUCACUUGCGCCUCUUGUCUGCAUUUUUAGAAGUCAAACAUUUUUGAAGUUGAUAUUUAAUUGCGUGCGCUGUUUCUCUGUGGGCCUAUUGCGGCAUGGUUGUGGAAGUGGACGCAUAUUACCAACACAGGUACCUAACACAUACCAAAUAGAUGCAUUCAGAGUGGUCCACCUACACCUCAUGUUCGAAAUAUUGGAUGUUGAAUGCGUUUUUCAUGGUACAAAAUGUGAAGCACAUGCCGUUGAUGGAAUUAUUUAUGUCAAAAUAAGACCGGUCUGCGUUCGUCCGAUUGAUUUUGAAUAGGAUAUGUUUUGAGGCUUUGUUUACCUUUCCAUUUUGUUCACGUUCUCAGAUGCGCAGGACUGCUCUUUUCUCCUAGAAGGAUAUAUUUUUAAUGGAGCGCAAGAAUGUGGUCCAGUGAGGUGAAAGCCGUAGUUUUUCGAGUGAGAGAGGUGGGUGCUGUGGAAACGUAGCUAUGGUAAGUGAUCGUUAGUGUUUCGUUUUUCUUACAUUUAGCGAACUGGCGCCCGCGGAUUUUCAAACAAGCGUGGCGUCUUCACAACAGAAGACAUCCACGAAAACACGCUCGGGUAGACCAGUUGCGGAUAUUAGACUGUGUCUAGGUUUUCCUCCUCACCGUAGACCAGGUUCUGUCAGUGGCAUGAAUAUUGAUCACAGUCGGCUGGUGAGUUUGUUCGGUGGAAAGUUGCAUUUUACGCAAUUUUUGUCGGGUCCCGGUUCUACUGAAACGUUAUCGGUUGGAACGAUUCUCAAUAGGUUUCUGCUUGCGCGCUGUCACAUGCCUUUGUGAAUACAAUGUCGCAAAAAUAAAAGGACAAAAUGACA
Pollicipes pollicipes is the source of this 1619-nucleotide messenger RNA. RefSeq lists its product as uncharacterized. Lineage: Eukaryota; Metazoa; Arthropoda; Thecostraca; Pollicipedomorpha; Pollicipedidae. Gene Ontology annotation, cellular component: plasma membrane. The transcript is spliced from 3 exons. The record is from RefSeq and is a predicted model, not a curated record. The coding region runs from base 93 to 533 and encodes 146 amino acids. Gene Ontology annotation, biological process: septate junction assembly.